GGAUAACAAGCCUCCGACAGUCUGACAGAACAACAGCUCUGCUGAGAGGACAUGAGAGGAUACCGAGGCGUUAAGUACACCUUAUUCAUCUUCUGCUACUUCUUUUGGGUUGUGAGUGCCAUACUUAUAGCAGUGGGGAUCUAUGCUAAGAUCGCCAGAGAGAAAGAUGUGGUUGACACCCUGACGGUUGAUCCCGCUCUACUGUUGAUCGUCGUCGGCUCUGUGAUGUUCCUCAUCACGUUCCUCGGAUGUUUCGGGGCGCUGCGUAACACCAUCUGCUUGCUGAAGACGUUUGUGGGACUCCUGGUGGCCAUUUUACUCUUGCAGAUCGCAGCUGCGUUCGUGGGAUACUUUUUCACUGAUACGGUGAUGGAGAGAACUGAGAGGCUGAUGAUGAAGGCAAUUGAACAAUACAGGGAGGACCAAGACCUGGAGAACGCCAUUGACUUCAUCCAGAAGAAGUUCCAGUGCUGUGGAGUUGAAAGCUAUAAAAACUGGUCCCGUAACGUCUACUUCGAGUGUUCGGACACCAACCCGAGUCUGGAGGCCUGUGGAGUUCCCUUCUCCUGCUGCAUUGGCCUGCAGAACCAGACUGUACUGAACACCAUGUGUGGUUAUGGGAUGCAGCAGCUGGAGGAGAAACUGGCCCGUCAACACAUAUUCACCAUCGGCUGCCUGGAUAAAAUUGUCUGGUGGGCCAAACACAAUCUGCUUCUGGUGGCUGGUCUGACCGCCGGCCUGCUGCUGCUCGAGGUCUGCAUGAUAGCUUUGGCUGCUGUUCAGAUCUGCUGGAUAAAAAACCUGUUCAAACAGACCAACCUCUCCCGUCAGGUUGCCAGUCUAUUGCUGGACUAA
Messenger RNA from Neolamprologus brichardi, 855 nucleotides. Lineage: Eukaryota; Metazoa; Chordata; Actinopteri; Cichliformes; Cichlidae. The record is from RefSeq and is a predicted model, not a curated record.